Molecule: messenger RNA, 1078 nt
Organism: Empidonax traillii (willow flycatcher)
Lineage: Eukaryota; Metazoa; Chordata; Aves; Passeriformes; Tyrannidae
Gene: RAD51B
Product: RAD51 paralog B
Exons: 8
Coding region: 166-984 (272 amino acids)
Biological process (GO): double-strand break repair via homologous recombination
Cellular component (GO): Rad51B-Rad51C-Rad51D-XRCC2 complex
Molecular function (GO): DNA binding; ATP-dependent DNA damage sensor activity; ATP binding
Source: RefSeq, a predicted model, not a curated record
GGUUUCCUCCUGUUGAAGGAGCGAUUUUCGUAGAGGGGGUAAUUAAGUUUGUCUUCUUGUAAAGAUGUGGAGGCCUGUGCAUCUGCGAAGCUGUAAUAGUUUUGCAUCAUGGCAUAUCUGCAGAUUUUGCACUUACUGCGUCAUAAAACGUUUUGUCUUGCCUGAAUGUUGGGGAGCAUGGCUGCUAAGAAACUCAGAAGAGCACAAUUGUCUCAGGAGCUGUGUGAAAGGCUGAGUCGCUGUCAGAUCACUACCUGUCAGGACUUUUUAUGUCUUUCACUCUUGGAGCUGAUGAAAGUGACGGGACAGAGCUACUAUGAGGUGCAGAAGCUUCUUUGUAAAGUCAGCCGAGCUUGUGCUCCCAAAAUGCAGACAGCUUAUGAAAUGAAAUUAAAGAAGUCUGUCUGUCCCUCUUCAGCCUUUUUAUCUACCACGCUGCAUAGUUUGGAUAGAGUCUUGCAUGGUGGAGUGCCUUGUGGGUCCCUCACAGAGAUAACUAGCCCACCAGGUUGUGGCAAAACUCAAUUUUGUAUUAUGCUGAGUGUUCUGGCUACGCUGCCUGUAAGCAUGGGAGGACUAGAUGGGGCGGUUAUAUACAUUGACACAGAGUCUGCAUUCAGUGCUGAAAGGUUGAUUGAGAUAGCAGGAAACAGAUUCCCUACUUAUUUUGACUCAGAUGAAAAAGUGUUCUGCAUGACCCGUAGCAUUCACCUCUAUCGAGAGCUGACCUGUUGCAGUGUACUGAAGAGGAUUAUGUCUUUGGAAGAAGAAAUUAUUUCAAAAAAAGUUAAACUCAUAAUAAUUGACUCUGUUGCUUCAGUUGUCAGAAAAGAGUUUGACACAAAACUUCAAGGCAAUCUGGCAGAGAGAAGUAACUUUUUGACUAGAGGAGCAUCAGUGUUGAAGUAUUUGGCAGAGGAGUUCUCAAUACCAUCUUGCUUACUCCAUCAGAACAUUUGUGAUGCAACCUCUGAUAGCAGGUGAAAGAUAAAAAUCUGCCAACAAAGUGGAUGUCUCACAAUAUCGUCUUAUUAUCAGAACAAUUUGAAUACCACAUUCCUUACUGUAGCUAAGUUUG